AUGCUAACCAGGUCUAACAGGAAGCCAGAGCCACCGAGACAGAGCAGCGUCCACCAGGCCUUCAUUGGUGCGAGCGCACACACUCAACCCUCACAGGUGCGAGCACACACACUCAACCCUCACAGGUACGAGUGCACACUCAACCCUCACAGGUGCGAGUGCACACACUCAACCCUCACAGGUGCGAGCGCACACACUCAACCCUCACAGGUGCGAGCGCACACACUCAACCCUCACAGGUACGAGUGCACACUCAACCCUCACAGGUACGAGCGCACACACUCAACCCUCACAGGUGCGAGCGCACACACUCAACCCUCACAGGUACGAGCACACACACUCAACCCUCACAGGUACGAGUGCACACACUCAACCCUCACAGGUGCAAGCGCACACACUCAACCCUCACAGGUACGAGUGCACACUCAACCCUCACAGGUACGAGCGCACACACUCAACCCUCACAGGUGCGAGCGCACACACUCAACCCUCACAGGUACGAGCACACACACUCAACCCUCACAGGUACGAGUGCACACACUCAACCCUCACAGGUACGAGCGCACACACUCAACCCUCACAGGUGCAAGCGCACACACUCAACCCUCACAGGUGCGAGCACACACACUCAACCCUCACAGGUACGAGUGCACACUCAACCCUCACAGGUGCGAGUGCACACACUCAACCCUCACAGGUGCGAACGCACACACUCAACCCUCACAGGUACGAGCGCACACUCAACCCUCACAGGUGCGAGCGCACACACUCAACCCUCACAGGUACGAGUGCACACUCAACCCUCACAGGUACGAGUGCACACUCAACCCUCACAGGUACGAGUGCACACUCAACCCUCACAGGUACGAGUGCACACUCAACCCUCACAGGUGCGAACGCACACACUCAACCCUCACAGGUACGAGCGCACACUCAACCCUCACAGGUGCGAGCGCACACACUCAACCCGCACAGGUACGAGUGCACACUCAACCCUCACAGGUGCGAGCGCACACACUCAACCCGCACAGGUACGAGUGCACACUCAACCCUCACAGGUACGAGUGCACACUCAACCCUCACAGGUACGAGUGCACACUCAACCCUCACAGGUGCGAACGCACACACUCAACCCGCACAGGUGCGAACGCACACACUCAACCCUCACAGGUACGAGCGCACACUCAACCCUCACAGGUGCGAGCGCACACACUCAACCCGCACAGGUACGAGUGCACACUCAACCCUCACAGGUGCGAGCGCACACACUCAACCCGCACAGGUGCGAACGCACACACUAAACCCUCACAGGUGCGAGUACACACACUCAACCCUCACAGGUGCGAGUACACACUCAACCCUCACAGGUACGAGCGCACACUCAACCCUCACAGGUGCGAGCGCACACACUCAACCCUCACAGGUGCGAGCGCACACACUCAACCCUCACAGGUGCGAGCGCACACACUCAACCCUCACAGGUACGAGCGCACACUCAACCCUCACAGGUACGAGCGCACACUCAACCCUCACAGGUACGAGCGCACACUCAACCCUCACAGGUACGAGCGCACACUCAACCCUCACAGGUGCGAACGCACACACUAA
Neoarius graeffei (lesser salmon catfish) is the source of this 1608-nucleotide messenger RNA. RefSeq names its product coagulation factor V-like. Bases 1 to 1608 code for a protein of 535 amino acids. NCBI's taxonomy places the organism in Eukaryota, Metazoa, Chordata, Actinopteri, Siluriformes, Ariidae. The record is from RefSeq and is a predicted model, not a curated record. The transcript has 5 exons.